Nymphaea colorata (pocket water lily) is the source of this 2477-nucleotide messenger RNA. Its product is annotated as ATP-dependent zinc metalloprotease FTSH 2, chloroplastic-like. The record is from RefSeq and is a predicted model, not a curated record. Gene Ontology annotation, biological process: proteolysis. NCBI's taxonomy places the organism in Eukaryota, Viridiplantae, Streptophyta, Magnoliopsida, Nymphaeales, Nymphaeaceae. Gene Ontology annotation, molecular function: zinc ion binding; ATP-dependent peptidase activity; metalloendopeptidase activity. The coding region runs from base 282 to 2360 and encodes 692 amino acids. The transcript has 5 exons. Gene Ontology annotation, cellular component: chloroplast thylakoid; membrane.
CGGCAUUUCUGCGUGCGAAGGUUGAAAGGAUUCGGAUAACGAGGACGAAGAGAUUUUCGAAUGAGCAGGUGUGGCUGUCAUUCGGCCACCCCAAGGACGAAAUAAGAUCCCAAGGAAAACAGAAGCCCAACGGCUUCUACGUAUGUACUCCCUUGACCUCGCUCGUGGGUGAGAGUAUCCUUCACCUCUACUUCUGGGAGCCUUCUGCUCCUCCGCGGUUCCACAACCUUCUUCAUCCCACCAUUCCUCCAGCGGUUGGGCCUUAAUAUUUCUUGGAUUUAAUGGCUGCCUCACCGGCUUGUCUAGCUUCAAUCUGCUUGUCGUCUUGCGGCACCAAAUUUAGUGAAUCAUUUUUUGGCAAACAAUGCCCCAACUCCUUCGGUUUGCCUUCUUUGAGCAUGAAUCCUAGAUUAGGCUCUGCUAGAGCAUCUUGGGAGCCGAGACAGGAAAAUGGAAGAAGAGAAUUUUUAAGGUUGUUGUUUCAAAAUGCUGGAGUUGGUUUAUCUGCUUUCUUGAGGCCUAAAAGUGCCAAAGCUGAUGAGCAAGGUCCAUCAUCCUCACGGAUGUCAUAUUCAAGGUUCUUGGAAUAUUUGGACAAGGAUAGAGUGCAAAAAGUGGACGUCUUUGAGAAUGGUACUAUUGCAAUUGUUGAGGCCGUUUCCCCUGAGUUGGGUAAUAGAGUGCAACGGGUGAGAGUACAACUGCCUGGGCUAAGUCAAGAGCUGCUUCAGAAGUUGAGGGAGAAAAAUGUCGACUUUGCUGCUCAUAAUGCUCAGGAAGAUUCAGGUUCCCUCCUGUUCAAUCUAGUUGGAAGCCUAGCAUUCCCUCUGAUAUUGAUUGGAGGGCUGUUUCUUCUAUCAAGACGGUCCUCUGGAGGAAUGGGUGGGCCAGGAGGUCCUGGUUUCCCACUUGGCAUUGGCCAAUCAAAGGCUAAGUUCCAAAUGGAACCAAAUACUGGUGUUACCUUUGAUGAUGUUGCUGGUGUAGAUGAAGCUAAGCAGGAUUUUGUGGAGGUAGUGGAGUUUCUGAAGAAACCAGAAAGAUUCACUGCUGUCGGAGCACGGAUUCCUAAAGGUGUCCUUCUCAUUGGCCCACCUGGGACUGGGAAAACUUUACUUGCCAAGGCAAUUGCUGGGGAAGCAGGAGUCCCAUUCUUUUCUAUUUCAGGAUCCGAAUUUGUAGAGAUGUUUGUAGGUGUUGGUGCUUCACGAGUUCGUGACCUUUUCAAGAAAGCAAAGGAGAAUGCCCCUUGCAUAGUCUUUGUUGAUGAGAUUGAUGCUGUUGGCAGACAGAGGGGGGCAGGAAUUGGAGGGGGAAAUGAUGAAAGAGAGCAAACACUUAAUCAACUUUUGACAGAAAUGGAUGGUUUUGAAGGCAACACUGGAAUCAUAGUAAUUGCAGCAACUAACCGUGCAGAUAUCCUUGAUUCAGCUUUAUUGAGACCAGGACGUUUUGACAGACAGGUUACUGUGGACGUUCCUGAUGUCCGUGGGAGGACCGAGAUAUUGAAAGUACAUGCUAGUAACAAAAAGUUCAACCCUGAAGUUUCACUUGAUGUGGUAGCCAUGAGAACACCCGGUUUCAGUGGGGCAGACCUUGCAAACCUUUUGAAUGAAGCUGCUAUACUUGCUGGUCGGCGUGGGAAGACAGCUAUUUCUUCCAAGGAGGUUGAUGAUUCAAUAGAUAGGAUAGUUGCUGGUAUGGAAGGGACAGUCAUGACCGAUGGCAAAAGCAAAAGCCUUGUGGCAUACCAUGAAGUCGGGCAUGCGAUUUGUGGGACUUUAACCCCUGGGCAUGAUGCUGUACAAAAGGUCACUCUUGUUCCAAGGGGUCAAGCUCGUGGACUUACUUGGUUCAUACCUGCUGAUGAUCCAAUACUGAUAUCUAAGCAGCAACUCUUUGCAAGAAUCGUUGGUGGUCUUGGCGGCAGAGCUGCCGAGGAAGUGAUUUUUGGUGAGGCUGAGGUGACCACAGGUGCUGCUGGUGAUUUACAGCAAAUCACUAGCCUGGCCAAGCAGAUGGUAACUACGUUUGGGAUGUCUGAGAUUGGUCCAUGGUCUCUAAUGGACUCUUCUGCACAAAGUGCGGAUGUCAUCAUGAGAAUGAUGGCAAGGAAUUCAAUGUCUGAAAAACUCGCUGAAGAUAUAGAUGCAGCUGUUAAGAGGAUAUCAGAUAGUGCAUAUGAAAUGGCAUUGAGCCAUAUAAGGAACAACCGCGAAGCAAUUGACAAAAUUGUGGAUGUACUUCUUGAGAAGGAGACACUGACAGGUGAUGAGUUCAGGGCCAUACUUUCCGAGUUUGUGGAAAUCCCUGCUGAGAACAGGGUAACUCCAUCCCUCUCUGCCGCUGCCUCUGCUUAGUAAAGCCAUAGUACUCUUCUUCAGCAUGUAAAGCAUUUCCAUUUCCCUGCAGUUUGUACACACAAAUCCUGUAAUUGAUGUCGGAAGUAAAUUCAUCAAGCCACGUAAAUUUUGCUC